Papilio polytes (common Mormon) is the source of this 1757-nucleotide messenger RNA. RefSeq names its product zinc finger Y-chromosomal protein-like. The transcript is spliced from 2 exons. Gene Ontology annotation, biological process: regulation of transcription by RNA polymerase II. Gene Ontology annotation, molecular function: DNA-binding transcription factor activity; RNA polymerase II cis-regulatory region sequence-specific DNA binding. Lineage: Eukaryota; Metazoa; Arthropoda; Insecta; Lepidoptera; Papilionidae. The coding region runs from base 283 to 1548 and encodes 421 amino acids. The record is from RefSeq and is a predicted model, not a curated record.
GUCAAACAAACUCGCCAAUAGAAUAUUUUAUUUUGUAAAAAUCGAUUACUUUUUAUUAUAGUAGAAAAUAAUUCAUUUCAUAUCUUUCAUCAUCUUAUUAAGUGGUAUAUUUGACUGUUAAUAUGUCCGAAUGUCAAUUUAAUGUAACAAAAUCGUUAAAACAUGGGGAAAUUGGUAUUUUUUGCAUCUCGAAGUUGAUAAUUCUUUUGUGAUCAUUUCGAUAAAGUACGUGACGUAUUGCGGUUAAUUUCUUUGGAGUGGUUUUGCGGAGAUAUAUAAAAAAUGGAUGGAUCAAUAAAAAUAGAAGUUGAGAAGCAUGAGGAGGGCGAGGAAACAGCAUCAGUCUCCCCAGCGCCCUCUGGACCUCUCAAAUUCAUCAGUGUAACUAGUUCCAUACUCACGGAAGAACAACGGGAGAUGUACGAAUCAGUCCUCUCAACAUGGAAGCCAGUGAUGUUUCCAAAGCGCAUGAAACAAUACAUCUGCCAGAAGUGUAGUAAGGAAUUCAAAAACUACCAAAAUCUGUACCUCCAUACAACGAGAGUACACUCAUCAGAAGAAUCAGCAGUUAUGUGCGAUAUUUGUGUCAAAACGUUCAAAAAUAAACACUACCUAUAUAUGCAUAGAAUGAACAAACAUUACUCGGAAUCAGAGAAAUGUUACUGUCAAUUCUGCUUCCAAGAAUAUCGUACACGAAGGGCUUUACACAUGCAUGUGAAGCGCGUCCAUCCGAACACUUUACCUGAAAUAAAGUGUCCGGAAUGCGGGAAAGAAUUCAGCGUCCCAUACAAACUGAGAUAUCACAUUGAUAGAUGUCACAGAGAAGAUAAGGACAAAUUUAAAUGUCCUAUUUGCGAGAAAUUAUAUAAAAGCCACCUGAAUUUGAACAGACAUUUACAUUUCCAGCACUCACAAGUUGAACGACAUCAAUGUGUGUUCUGUCCGAUGACAUUUAAGUCUCGUCAUCACAUGAAAAGACAUAUUUUAAAUAUCCACCCACCAUUAGAAUCAAAAGUACAAUGUCCGGAGUGUCUUAAAGAGUUCAAAAACGACCAAUAUCUAAAAGAACAUAUGCAAGUGCACACAUCAUUUGAGAAGAAAGUAAAAUGCGACCAGUGUGAUAAAUAUUUCCACUCCGCAGUCCGUCUGAAGAAGCAUAAAAAGAUAGUACAUCCCGAUAAACCGAAGUUACGCUGCGAAAAAUGUGACAAGGAGUUCGCGCAUGCGCAUUAUCUAAAAAGACACAAUAACUCCGUACAUCUAGAGCUUGAUGAGACGAAGUACGAACACGAGUGUCCGCAAUGCAACAAGAGAUUCAAAAUUAAGAGGUAUUUGAACAAUCACUUGCAGCGACAUGAACAACAACAUUUGAAAAGAAUAUCGCAAAUGGUGAAAACGGUUAUGGGUGAUGAACGUAAGCCUGGUGCUGCACCAGCAAAGAGACGAGGAAGACCAAGGAAAGUUCAUAAGGAAUUUGAAUUUAUCAAAUGCGAACCUGUGACUAGUUCUGAAUCGGAAUCCGAGGAGACUGAAUCAGAGUCAGAGUGAACUGAGGGGUAGAAACUACCCUAAGUAAGGUAUAAGUUAACACCCUUACUGUAGCACACAAAAAUAUCGCAUCUAUCGUUGAUUAUAUACAAAAAAAAUAUUUUCAAAAUGUACGUUCUUUACAACACAAGCAAAAAACUUCAUUUUAUUGUUUACAUUUGUCAAAUUAUCAAUUGCAAAUGUCAAAAUGACAUGACAUUACAAACCUU